AUGUCUUUCGUCUUGCAUGAAAUGGUCUACUUUGGUCGGUCACUGCCCUGGAUUUUCAUAGACACUUUGGGCUUAUUCAACCACUAUAAGAUUCAGGGUGUAAGUAAAACCCCUCUGGUUAAGGUUGGAGUUGACCUUUUUUUUAACACCCUGCAGAACAAGAUUCCAUCGCUCCGGGAGCAGUGGAACUGUGCGAAAUUCGUGCUCUUAAGUCACUUCACCGUUGAGCUGCCACAGAUUUGGCUCUUUCACCCUAUGGCACAAUUCUGCGGACUCUCAACCUCAAUCCCCUUCCCCACCCUCUGGACCAUGGCAUACCAAAUUGCAAUCUUCUUCGUGAUGGAGGAUACUUGGCAUUACUUCGUUCAUCGUUCUCUUCACUGGGGCCCUCUCUACAAGGCCAUUCACAAGAUUCACCACCAGUAUUCGGCUCCGUUCGGCUUGGCUGCUGAAUAUGCCUCACCUAUCGAAGUGAUGAUCCUGGGCUUCGGUACAGUUAGCUGUCCUAUCCUUUGGUGUGCUGUGACAGGUGAUUUGCACAUUCUCACAAUGUACAUAUGGAUUGUCUUGCGUUUGUUUCAGGCCAUUGAUGCUCACAGUGGCUAUGAAUUUCCGUGGAGUCUUCACCAUUUUCUUCCUUUCUGGGCUGGUGCUGAUCAUCAUGAUCUGCACCAUGAAAAGUUCAUCGGUAACUACUCCAGCAGCUUUCGAUGGUGGGAUUAUGUUCUUGACACCGAGUACACCCCAGUUUCUCUGAAGCGCCAAAGGGAUGACAAGACCCAGUAG
This is a messenger RNA of Penicillium verhagenii, 786 nucleotides long. Its product is annotated as sterol desaturase family protein. Gene Ontology annotation, biological process: ergosterol biosynthetic process. Gene Ontology annotation, molecular function: C-4 methylsterol oxidase activity; iron ion binding. The coding region runs from base 1 to 786 and encodes 261 amino acids. The record is from RefSeq and is a predicted model, not a curated record. NCBI's taxonomy places the organism in Eukaryota, Fungi, Ascomycota, Eurotiomycetes, Eurotiales, Aspergillaceae. The transcript is spliced from 2 exons.